GCGGUGGAGACGCGGUGGAGCGCGGGGUGGGUUCAGUGUGGCUGUGGCUGUGGCAGUGGGAAAUCGGGGAAAACUGGGAUCCAAAGAGCGGGGACUGGGUCGUGACUGAACGGGCCGGACACGGGCCUGUGCGCGCGGGCUUCUCCUCCUGAGCUUCUCUUCGGAUUUUCCAGCUGCGACUGCGGCUUUUCUCCUGGAGCCUCCGGGUCCGCGCUGUUGGAUCGUCCCUGGUGAAGUGCUGGAGCUGGACUGAGCAGGAGCACACCAAAGAUGGAGCAGUUGUCAGACGAGGAGGUGGAGGUGAGAGAGGAAGACGGUGAUGAAGAGGAGGAUAGUGACAAAGAAGACCAAGAUCUGGACAAGAUGUUCGGAGCCUGGUUAGGAGAGCUUGACAAACUCACACAGAGCCUGGAUGACGGCCGCCCGACUGACCGCUCCAAACAGCAGAAAGCCCCUCUCAGGCAGGAGACGAACAUGGCCAACUUCUCAUACAGAUUUUCAAUUUAUAACAUAAACGAGGCGCUGAACCAGGGAGAGAACGUUGACCUGGAUGCCCUCAUGGCCGACCUCUCGUCCAUCGAACAAGAACUCAACACGAUCAACACCAAACCCGGCGCUGGCGGCAUGGCUCGGCUCGGGCUCACGGACACGAAGGUGCGUCAGAAGCCCCCCGCAGGUCGCAGUAGCACCAGGCAGACAGCAGGGGGCAGCGGCAUCAACAGCGUGAGCGGAGGGGGCACCAGCAGCGGGGCCAGCAGCAGCAGUAGCAGCACCAGAGCGUCACCCGCGGGAACCAUCCGAGCCGCCCCGGGGCAUCACGGGAGACCGGCGCUGGCGUCCAACUUCAGUCUGGACGACAUCACGGCUCAGCUGGAGAAGGCGUCUCUGAGUAUGGACGAGGCCGCACGGCAGACCUCCUCCCACUCUCUAAGCUCCGCCUCCUCUUGCACCUCGGCUCCGCUGCGCCGCCCCGGGUCCUCCGCUCGCCAGCACAGACGCACGGGGUCAGUGGGCACCGUCAGCGAACACGAGGUUCGUUCUAUCGUCCAGUCGUCCCGUUCGUCCGUCACAUCGGCGUCGGGCGUUUCCGUGAACUCCGCCUCCUCCAUGGACUCUCUGGACAGUGUUCUCCGAAAUGAAGAUGGACAGUGCUCAAAGGGGCCAGAAGAGGGCGCCGGACACAGCAGCAGCACAGAGCACUCCUAUCUGGACAGGGAAACCUCACUGAUUCUGAAAAAUAUAGCAGGGAAGCCCAGCCACCUCCUGACCAAGGAGGAGCAAGCCGCCAAGUUAAAAGCCGAAAACAUCCGCGUGGCUCUGGAGAAAAUCAAAGAGGCCCAGGUGAAGAAGUUGGUGAUCAGGGUUCACUUGUCGGACGAGAGCUCCAAGACCAUGAUGGUGGACGAGAGGCAGACGGUCAGACAGGUUCUGGACAGUCUCCUGGACAAGUCUCACUGUGGGUACAGCCCAGACUGGUCUUUAGUGGAAACUAUCAACGAGCUGCAGAUGGAGCGUAUCUUUGAGGAUCACGAGAACCUGGUUGAGAACUUGCUGAACUGGACCAGAGACAGUCAGAACCGGCUGAUGUUUACGGAACGAAUUGAGAAGUACGCCGUAUUCAAAAACCCUCAGAACUAUUUGCUGGGGCGUAAGGAGACGUGUGAGAUGACCGAAAGGAACAAAGAAGCUCUAUUGGAGGAGUGUUUUGGAGGCACCUCUGUGUCUGUGCCUGAGAUGGAGGGAGUGCUGUGGCUCAAAGAAGACGGCAAGAAAUCGUGGAAGAAGAGAUACUUUCUGCUGAGGGCGUCUGGUAUUUACUACGUCCCCAAAGGAAAGGCCAAGGCCUCUAGAGACCUGGUGUGCUUCCUCCAGCUGGACCAUGUGAACGUGUACUACGGCCAGGACUACAAGAGCAAAUACAAGGCUCCCACAGACUACUGCAUGGUCCUCAAGCAUCCUCAGAUCCAGAAGAAGUCGCAGUACAUCAAGUACCUCUGCUGCGACGACGUCCGAACCCUCCAACAGUGGAUCAACAGUAUUCGCAUCGCCAAGUACGGGAAACAGCUGUAUAUUAACUACCAAGAGGCCGUGAGGAGGUCUGAGGCGGCUUAUGACUGGUCUUCCCUGUCGUCGUCUUCUAUCAAGUCAGGAUCUAGCUCUUCAAGCCUUCCAGAAUCCCAGUCGAACCACUCCAGCCAAUCAGACAGCGGCGUGUCCGAGCUGGCCUCAUCGAGCCACACCCGCUCCCAAAGUGUGGUCAGCUCCAUCUUCUCCGACGCCUGGAGGAGAGGGACUCAAGGAGAGAUGAUGAGGAUCGACCCGAUCAGUAGGCCCAUCCCGGUGCAGAUCCCGACGCUCUCCACGCAGCCGCUGUCCCUGUCCCAGCCCACCACCCCUCGAACCAGCUACACCGAAGAACUCAACUCCGACGAGUCCACCCCAUCGCCCCCGUCGCCCCCGCCCCCUCCUCCUCCGCCCCCCGUGGAGCCCGUGGCCCACCAGCCGACCGCUACCUCCUCCUACGUCAAAUACAGCACACUGGCUCGUCUCCAAAACCAGAACCAAGCGAGACCCGGAGUCGUCCUUAACGCCAUCCAGGCGCCGUCAAGCAAGUCCAACUACAACACUCUUCCAGCGGGAUACAACACCGGAGCGCCGCAGCCUCCGUCACCCCCGCCUCCUCCGCCUCUCACCGUCCCCGCCCCUGGAUCAGCCAUGGCGGUGCUCAAGUACGGUCCUCCGAGCCCCUCUUCUGGCCUCCCCCCGCCUCCGCCCAUAGAGGAGAUACCCCAGGAACCCUCCUAUCUCCCCCCUCCACCACCAGAGAGUCUCGAGGAGAACGGUCUGCCCCCGCCACCUCCACCUGAGCCUGUUCCAAACUCUUGCGCCCAGCUCUCCAAUGCUGGUUUGCAACAGUUCUUAGCCCAAAAGUUUCCUAAUAUGGUUUAUGAUUUCAGCCAAAAUGAGGAAAACACAGCACCACCGCCAACCGAGUUGUCGCCGCCGGCCACGCUCCCGAACGCAAGACCCUUGUCGCCAAAUGCCCCGCCCCCAGCACCUCCAAAAACGUUCACAAGCCCCUUCCCGCCUCAAUCCGCUCGCAAACUGUCAGGGCCGGCUUCACUUCCGAUGGCUCUGUCCCCAGUGUCCCCCACGCAACCAUCGAGCACGCAUGGAUCAUUCAAAAAGCAGCAAAGUUUUUCUACUGGACACUCCCCAAAUCAGCCUCCGCCCACUCUACCCAAACAGCACAGCCUGUCCUCCAAAAACCUCACUGCCCUCUCCCCUUCUGCGUCGUCAGCGUCCGUGUCCAUCGCUGCCGCUACCUCCUCGUUGGUUAAACAGAUCGUCAAUCAGUUCCCUGGAAAUUCCCCGCCCUCCUCUCUGCCAAUGUCCAACUCCACUGAGAUGUGCAAAUCCGGCGCUCCGCAGUCUCCUCCGGCGGUCAAAGCCAAACCAAAAUGGCAGCCAGGAGGAGUGGUCCAGUCACCGGAGUUCCCCCCACCGCCAAACGAUAACUUCCCGCCUCCUCCUGCUUCUAACAGCUCGUCGAAAACUGGAUCGCCAAUAAAGAAGUCGCCCUCCUCUUCCUCCACCGGGUCGAGCAAACGUGGGCCUCCCCCGACUCCACAGAGAGCCUCGUCAAUGCGCUCAAAUUCGGGGGAAGUGGCGGAAGAACGGCCCAAGAAGGUGGAGAGCCUCGUGAAUAAAUUUGGAGCUCAAACUGCGACGUCGUCCAGUUCAUCAUCAGCAACUGGAUCUCCGUCGAAGGAGUCGUCUGCUCCGUCAGCUCCUCCCAAACCGGGCAAACUGAACCUGGCUAAUCUGCCGUUAGCUCUGCAGGGGCUACAGACUGGACAGCAGACCGAGUUCCCCUCCCCUCCUCCUCCGCCUCCGCCCUCUCAGCCGCUGCACAUCGACUCCCCCGAUUACUUCCCUCCUCCCCCCAGUGACUCUGAGCUGUUCCCGCCCCCGCCGCACCCGUCUGAAUUCCACCACCCUCCCAAAGUCGCGGUUGUGAAUCCUCAGCCUCAAAUGCAGCAGAAUCCGGCGUCAUGGAAACAAAGCUCUCUGAAAAAAGGUGCGGUACCUCCUCCCACACUGUCGAGGCGCACCAGCAACACGCCCCAGUACGACAUGGCGCCGAUCUCAGUGCCCCUUUCCCCGCCCCCCAUGUCCCAAACCCCGCCUCCCUCCUUAACAUCCUACUCGUCCUCUUCCUCGCCCGUGCCUCCCACUUCUCCUAAAUCCGUGGGUCCCGCCUCCCUCGCACUUAAGUCCAACUUCCUCGAAGACCUGAACCGCACCCUGAAGAGGAAGUCCGUUUCUCGUCACGGGUCGCUCACCUCCUCCCACCUCAUCACCUCAUCCAAGAUGGAGCCCAUGGCCACGAUGGACGACAUGGCGCUUCUCCCGCCUCCUCCCCCCGAGCUCAUGCAGCAGCAGCAGGGGAGCCGCGGGCAUUCCAAGACUCUGUCCCGCCACCACACGCACUCCCAGUCCGCCAAACACGCUAACAUCUCAGGCUAUGCAACGCUGCGGAGAGGCCCGCCCCCCGCACCGCCCAAAAGGGACCAAAGCACCAAACUGACCAGUGAAUGGUAGAGGCGGACGAGUCUAGAGAGAGGAUCCCAAAACUGUGUGUAACGGCUGUGACGAGACGACGUGUUGUUUACCCUAUAGAUUCUGCUAUAGGAAGAAUUACCCCCGACUUUAAUUUCAAUUGGUUUGUUAAAAAUACUCUACCUCUUUGUCGAAACAGGACCGAGAGCGAAUCAGAACAGUCACAUUUUAGCCAAUGGGAACACUGCUAUCUCCUCCUCUACAGGUCUGAGGUUCGGGCAAAGACGCUGGCGAAGCCUAAAGAACUUAUCAUGAAAACACGUCUCAACAUUUACCAGGAAGUAGCAAACCCAGUUCCCUAAUCUUAAUAUAAGAUGAUACUCGUUCCCAUUAUUCUCAUUAUUAAUAUUACCGAUACAUGUGUUAAUCCAAUGAGUAAAUCUAUAUCUGUGUAUGUAACAUAUGUAUACAAGCCAGAAAUGUCACAUACUAAGCUUUUUCACGAUGUCUGUGCAGCUUUGCAAAUCAAAAGUAUAAAACGAGACUUGAACGACAACAGCAUCAGAAAGCUGCAUUCGAUCUGGUACUGCAUGGAGCCGCGGCUAAGGACGUAGCAUUAAGAUGAAGGGAUGAAACGCAGAAGGAAUAAGCCGGGAAGGAACGAUGUAAAUAAAUGAAACUUGAGGAGCGGGACACUCUGAGAAGGAGCAUCGCCAUUUUUAAACUUUUUGUGUUUUUAUAUAAGAUUAUUUAAUACUGGAAAGAUAUUAUUAUUAUUAUUAUUUUAAGUUUAUAGAGUCAAGACGAGUGAAUUUGACUGGAUGUGUCCCCUGUUGCAAUGAGUUUCCAAACUUAAGCCGUAGUUUGGGUUGUUGUUUUUUUUCCAUUUUCGUUCUAUUUAUAGUUUGUCGCUAUAGUAAUAACAGACACUAUGCAUCGGUUUCUCUCCUUUGGAAAUGUGUGGAGUCAAAAAGUCAAAGAAAGGACUGUUAUUUACGGACAAAUCGCCCUGAAGUGUGUGAGCUCAGCCUUAACAUGUCUGUGUGUGAUUCUGAAACAGGAGUCUGAGGCCGUCUGUGGAGUCCAUAGACCGUAAACACCGUCUAUAUAUACUGCAUAUAUAUAGAGGCUGUGUAUAUAUGUCUAUGGUCGAGUCCUUGGCCGGUGCGAUCGUUCUUCGUUAGAUUGAACAUCAGUAACUGCACUGAACUCUGUUUGAGCGAUCGUCCGUUUUCUACUUAAUAAACCAUUCACAAGUUUUGUCAGUUUAAA
Periophthalmus magnuspinnatus is the source of this 5835-nucleotide messenger RNA. It is a transcript of the gene raph1a, whose product is annotated as Ras association (RalGDS/AF-6) and pleckstrin homology domains 1a. Lineage: Eukaryota; Metazoa; Chordata; Actinopteri; Gobiiformes; Gobiidae. The coding region runs from base 271 to 4605 and encodes 1444 amino acids. The transcript has 20 exons. The record is from RefSeq and is a predicted model, not a curated record. Gene Ontology annotation, cellular component: cytosol; plasma membrane. Gene Ontology annotation, biological process: signal transduction.